UGUAGGGUAGCAGACGGACAAAUACAUAACCAAGUAAAAGUAAACGUCAACGCCAAGUCUGAACGUUUCUGUACUGUUUAUGGUUUUGAAAAUACACUUGAUUUUCGUGUGGUUUAUUCUUUAAAUUUAAAUCAAAAUGGCUGAUAGGCUGACUCAGCUUCAGGACACCAUUAAUCAGCAAGCAGAUAACUUCUGUAAUAGUAUUGGGAUCCUUCAACAGUUUUCUACUCCCAGUAAAUUCGAUCGCAGUGGUUCUCAGACUCCACAACAGCAGCAAGAAGUUACAGAUUAUGCCCAUUUGUUCGCCACCUUGAUUGCGCGCUGUGCUAAGGACAUCGAUGUUUUAAUAGAAUCUUUGCCCAAUGAGGAUUCAUCAACAGAACUUCAAGUGGCUAGCUUGCGUCAAUUAGAACAAGAGAGUCAGAAAGCAGGAGAAAGGCUAGAAGAAGUUGUAGCUCGUGGCGAAGUUCUCCUUAGCCAAAUUCAAAGUGCUCUAGCUGAUAUUGCUCAAAGUCAGCUAGAUAUGCAACACUCAGCUCCAUCACAUUUCCCUAAUGGAAAUAUAGCUGUUGGUCAGGACAUUAAAAAUAUAACGACCAAUAGCUUUUCAUAUGUUAAUAGUAAUAGCAAUCCACCUGAGCCACAAACAGGUUUGGGUAGUGGAUUUUAAGUAUCUUUUUUUUUUUUUAAAUAACCUCUCUAUUCAUAAGUCCUCAAAGCACUCAUCUCUAAGCAUUUAUUUGUGUUUUUUUUUUUAAAGACAAAAUGCUUUUAUAAUUUGUCUUUAGCUGUUCCUUUGGAAUCAUUGGCCCCCUUCAAACUUUUGUAAAAACAAAGAAACCAAGUGUGUGGAGAGGGGAGGCUUGUGAAGGCAACCAAGAGAACAAAGUUACCCUCCACUAGUGGUUAUGGUGAAGACCUAAAUAAUUAAUCACAGUUUCUUGUAAAUUUGUUUUUUUAAUAUUUGUAUGUUCAUCCCUUACAAAGGGAGACCACAGAAAAUAUACAAUCAUGAUUGGUAUGUCUAUGUACAAUUUCACAGCUAACAUUAUAAAAAACAGUAUUUAAGUGUGAAGGGUUACCUAUAAAUAAAUUUACUGUACAA
Messenger RNA from Thrips palmi, 1105 nucleotides. RefSeq names its product mediator of RNA polymerase II transcription subunit 21 (gene MED21). Gene Ontology annotation, molecular function: transcription coregulator activity. The transcript has 4 exons. Lineage: Eukaryota; Metazoa; Arthropoda; Insecta; Thysanoptera; Thripidae. Gene Ontology annotation, biological process: regulation of transcription by RNA polymerase II. The record is from RefSeq and is a predicted model, not a curated record. The coding region runs from base 137 to 670 and encodes 177 amino acids. Gene Ontology annotation, cellular component: mediator complex.